This is a messenger RNA of Symbiodinium natans, 768 nucleotides long. The record is from the annotation of a GenBank genome assembly. NCBI's taxonomy places the organism in Eukaryota, Dinophyceae, Suessiales, Symbiodiniaceae.
AUGGUGCACAUCCUCCACAAAGGGCCAGCGCAAGCCAGCGUUCUCAUUCAGGUCAUCUUCGACCACACGAAGUACAACGGGCAAGAUCUGCUGAAAGCGCUGGCGGUCAACUACGAUGCCUGGGAGGAGUUGGCACUCUGCUCGGAGGAGAACGAGGUCGCCGGCAAGAUGCUGCAAGUGAACGAGUAUAUCAGCUUGCGGAGGAUCUUGCCCUACCUGGAUCAAGGAAUUUCCAAUCUCACGCCAGAUGUUGAGCUCUCCGAAGCUCUCCAUGCGCAGAUCUUCGAAAGCCCGGCUGCAGAGGUUCCCAUGCGUGAGCUUUACAGAGAGAUUGCCCAGCUCUUUCGCAGCACUUUCGUCAUCUACAUCGACUUGAGCCACCUGUUCGGAGAGCCUUGCAUGCUGCGCUAUGCCAUCCGACCCGAGCGGGACUUCGAUGCACAGUGGGACGAGAUCCGAGCUUUGAAGAGCAACGCGCAAGGGGCUGUGGUGCACCAGUGGCAUCUGCAUCUUGACCCGAAAGAGCGAUGGGCCACGUGCCUGCAGUCGCCGUCCUCGGCAUACCUGCCCCUCUACGGAACUCAGAAGCCCGACCUGGGCUCGACGGAAAUCACCGGGAUCGCCGUGACGAAGUCACAGGAGUCCUCCCGUUGGUUUUGGUCCUUGGUGUCCAGCGCAACGUCGUCUCCCAGUGACGAGGGCUUUCCCCGUCGGCUGGCCAGCUUCAAGGAAGCCUUCAGCAUGGAGCCCAGCAGCAUCCGGAUCGAG